Strongylocentrotus purpuratus (purple sea urchin) is the source of this 1167-nucleotide messenger RNA. RefSeq names its product octopamine receptor beta-2R-like. Gene Ontology annotation, biological process: neuropeptide signaling pathway. Bases 1 to 1167 code for a protein of 388 amino acids. The transcript has a single exon. Gene Ontology annotation, cellular component: membrane. The record is from RefSeq and is a predicted model, not a curated record. NCBI's taxonomy places the organism in Eukaryota, Metazoa, Echinodermata, Echinoidea, Camarodonta, Strongylocentrotidae. Gene Ontology annotation, molecular function: neuropeptide receptor activity.
AUGGCUAUCAACCGCGAAGUGUUUAUCGCAUUCUAUGCCAUUCUGAUAUGUCUCGGUGUACCAGGCAACGUCAUGAUAUUAGCAGGAUACUCAAGGAAGAAAGUUAAGAACGGCACUGAUAUUUUCAUCAUGGGUCUCGCAGAAGUCGAUUUGUUCUCAUCCCUCUUUAUCAUAGCCAAGUUUCGUCCUUGGGCGAGUAGCAACAGUUUCUGCCAGUUUCAAUUCUUCUUCACCGUAUGGAUAGCCGUUGCCCAAAUGGCGGUGACUCUCGCGAUAAGUGUCGACCGGUUCUUCGCAGUUUGUCGGCCGAUCCACCGACGACCGCGCGUCAAAACUGCUAUAGCCAUCAUGGUACUCUGCCUGCUCGGUACCUUGCUGCUGUCUGGCCCAUCCUUAGCUGCGGCGCGGUAUGACCCGGUCAUCAAGGAUUGCCUGUACAGCCCGGAAUUGAAAUGGUUUACAACCUACGAUCGAUAUGUUGUCCAGAGCUUUAUGGUGCUCGUGCCUUGCCUUUUGACCGCGGUGUAUACACGUAUCGUCUUUGCGUUGCGUCGGCAGACGAAGAUCCGAGCAGCUCUAACCGUCAGCGAACCCUCGAGAACAGUUGCGGAAGGCAACGCGGCUCUACCCGGUGUCUCCGGUAGUGGUCCCGGUCGAAGUGCGUCAGGUUCUGCUGAUACCAACGAAAGGAACUCAUCAGACAGGGAACAUGUCUUAAGAAAGUUCUUGUCUCUCUCUAACGCCAAGCCUAAUGAUACCCUAGAAGAAGUUCAUCCUGCAAAUAAACCUGUAAAUACCGCCACCCAGUCACUACCUCAGCGCAGCAACGUCACUGCAGUGCAACCGGGCGCUGCUACCGCUACCGCUCCGGUAGAUACAACCGCUGCUGGGCGGCAAGGGGAGAAUCGUCUGACGCUGAUGCUUGGCUGGGUGACCGCGUUUUACGUCGUCAGUUGGUUACCGGCGAUCAUAGGACGUUACCUCCCGGUUGAAAUACGUCGUGAUUUCAUGAGCCGAUCGGAUUUACACCACACUGUAUACGCCAUAUUUUUUCGUCUGUACGAAAUCAACUCGGCCAUUAACAUUUUCAUCUACUGGCCACUCAACAGGCGCUUUCGACAGAAUUGUAAAGAGAUUUUCAUUCAAAUCAAGAAUUGUACAUCAUGA